AUGCGUUUCUACCUCAUUGCCCUUCUUGCUGGUAUUACUACCUUGGCUUCAGCUGCCAACGAGAAAGCUCCCGGUUUCUGCAACAUAGGUCAAAACGCCUUCUGCACCAACAGUCAGACUCCAGCAUGUCGGAAUGGCAAAGCUGCUACCUUCAAUGCAGAGGCUAAUAGCGCUAACGAGGCUGCCUGCAAAGGAAAGAAGAAUAAUGACAGCUGUACUCAGACUUUUACUUGCCCAUAA
Colletotrichum truncatum is the source of this 240-nucleotide messenger RNA. RefSeq lists its product as uncharacterized. The record is from RefSeq and is a predicted model, not a curated record. NCBI's taxonomy places the organism in Eukaryota, Fungi, Ascomycota, Sordariomycetes, Glomerellales, Glomerellaceae.